This is a messenger RNA of Podospora anserina S mat+, 1623 nucleotides long. RefSeq lists its product as uncharacterized. NCBI's taxonomy places the organism in Eukaryota, Fungi, Ascomycota, Sordariomycetes, Sordariales, Podosporaceae. The transcript has 2 exons. Bases 1 to 1623 code for a protein of 540 amino acids. The record is from RefSeq and is a predicted model, not a curated record.
AUGUCGCACUUUACCGCCACCAUAACGACGACCGACUUGACGUCAUAUUCCCAUGAGCCCACGACAACGCAUGGCUCGACCAAGGUAGCACGGGGUGAGGCGGAAACGCCAGGGUUCAAGGUCAAGCAGACGGUGGAUUAUGGGCACCAGAUCAACUUUACCAUUUGGUUUUUGACUGCCUUGUCGGCGGCCUUUCUGGCACUGAGGGUGUACUCCAAGUCUUUGAGGCAUCGAGGGUUGUGGUGGGAUGAUCAUGUUCUUAUUGCUUCGUGGGUGAGUGGUGUCCUUUCCUAUCCCCUACCCAGCAGCUAUCUGACAAUGCCACAGAUAGCACUUGCCUUGUCUUGUGCCUUCGUCUCCGUCUCUGUCACCUACGGUUUUGGUCGGUCACUCUCGCUCUUCAACUUCAAGAACCUCAACAUCUAUCUGUUAUACUGUAACUUGGCCGGCACCUUCUCCAUCUUGGCCGCUUGUUGGAGCAAGACCUCGUUUGCCAUCACCAUCUUGCGCAUAUCAAACGGAUGGAUGAAGUGGCUGGUCUGGUUCAUCAUCGUGACGGUUAACCUCUCGCUCGGGGUGGCGAUUGCGCUCACGUGGGGGCAGUGCACGCCAAUUGCAAAGAUCUGGCAGCCAAAUCUGGAGGGAAGUUGCUGGUCCAAGCAUUACCAGGUUAGGUAUAACAUCUUUACGGCCAUCUACUCUGGCGCAAUGGAUAUUGUUCUCGCCUUGCUCCCCUGGAGGAUCAUCUGGAAGCUCACCAUGAACAAGAAGGAGAAGUUUGGCGUCCUCGUCGCCAUGAGCAUGGGUGUUUUUGCCGGCGUCACCUCCAUCAUCAAGAUAACACAGCUUCCCUCCAUCUCCGACGCGUCGUUUACCGAGUCCACGACCCAGCUCGCCAUUCUGGCCGCAGCCGAGGGUGCAAUCACCAUCGUUGCCGCUUCGAUUCCUAUACUCCGCGCUCUGCUCAAGCACAACGGCCCCCCGCCCGGCCCGGCAGAGUUUUAUCACGAUAUUUACACCGGUUCUUCCAACGCGCAGGGCACAGGUCGCAGCUCGACGGUCAUCAGCUCCCAGGGACAUCGUCGCAAUGAAUCCAGUUGGAGCCGGGCGAGUCGAGUCAGCAGUAACAAAGAAACCAAUGUCGGAGGUUCUUCUGGGCGGCCGGGGAGCAGGUCAGGGUCCGUCAUCAGGUUGUCACGACUGUCGAGGUUUAGUGGGUUCAGUGCUGGGAUGUUUAACCCGAAUGGGUACCCCAGUGGGAGUAGGGGGUCGUCGAUACGGGGCUCCAUGUCGAGGAGCAGGAGUAGGAUACGAUCGAGGAACCAGAGCACGAAUUCUUUUGGGAGUGUCGAGGCAGGGGAUGAAUUUGAGCCGCCGCCUGGGAAGAUCAUCCAGACGGAAGAGGUCAGCGUGGAGUAUGAAGUGAAUGACAGGAUGGGGAUGCCGAGUGUGCCGUUGCCAAAUAGGCUGAUGCCGGAUGAUCUGCCGGAUCUACCUAUGCCAGCGGCAGUGCAGAUGACUACGGCAGAGGUGCAAGGGCAGACGUUGCAUCAUUAUCAUCAAAGGAUGGACUCUGUGCCGAGUGAUAGGCAGUGGAUGGGGGCAGCGGGGAGAAUUGUGUAG